Mizuhopecten yessoensis (Yesso scallop) is the source of this 4033-nucleotide messenger RNA. RefSeq names its product high affinity cGMP-specific 3',5'-cyclic phosphodiesterase 9A-like. Bases 340 to 1923 code for a protein of 527 amino acids. Gene Ontology annotation, biological process: cGMP catabolic process. NCBI's taxonomy places the organism in Eukaryota, Metazoa, Mollusca, Bivalvia, Pectinida, Pectinidae. The transcript is spliced from 13 exons. Gene Ontology annotation, molecular function: 3',5'-cyclic-GMP phosphodiesterase activity. The record is from RefSeq and is a predicted model, not a curated record.
GAUCCAGUCUUGUUACUCGUUCAAUGACGUGGAGUAAUUUAUGAUACGUUUCGCUAUUUAACCAUAUAAUUGGAGUUUCGUGCGUUGUACAAACGUUUCUUCGGAAGUAGGCAAAGCAUGCCCAACAGUGUGUGACUACAGAACGUGCUUCCCCCUUACGGGUCUCUCUAGCAGACAGCAGUGUUUUCUCGCAUAGAAAGUAUAUUGUAUAUAUAUACACAUUUCGUGUGUACAGCGUGGAGAAGAGUGUCGGAUUUUAGCAGAAGUUUGUACUCCAUAUCAACUUUAAAUGGGACAGAAUCGAAUCAAGUGAGAGCAGGCUAGUGUAACACAGUCAUAAUGGCGACGAAAGUCGUCUAUUUCAUCGUCGACGGUAAUAAGGAACAGGCUGAAUUCCGAAGCGAUGACAGUCGGGACGAUUUGAAAGAGACAUUCCGAGCGGCAGCUGAAGCCGGCCCGGAGGACAUUCUGAAGCUGUACAACAAAAAAGGAAAUCUCCUCAACAUUUCUCCCAAACUCACCGAAAAUACUCCCGACACUCGCUACACGCUGGAGGUGGUCGCCACGCAUUGUAAUGUUUUUUUUCCAGAAGCUCAAAAGGGUUCCCACUUAGGUGUGGACAUCAGCAUGAUAGAAUCAAGACUGGGUCAGCUGGAAACACGGGUGUACGUGGACAACGGAGAGUUACCUGCUAUAGUCAAAGACCUCAAAAUAAAAGUGGAACAAUUCAAGGAAAAGCUGGAGAGUGUGGAUCACUUGAGCUGGCUGGGACUUACGAAAGAUAUAUCCUGUGGAACAUCGUUAAAACCGUUCUGGGACAAGAGCCAAUCCCAUCGCAAGACCGAACAACACUCCAGAUUAGUCUUCGAAAAAUUCAGGAAAAUGAGUUUUGUACAAGUGACGGACGAGGUUCGAGGGUAUCUGAGAAAGCCAACGUUUGACAACUGGCAAUGGGAUGACCCUGAAAUGCUGAUAUUACUGCGACAAAUGUACAUAGAUCUGGGCUUCAUUUCUAAGUUCAACAUAGAGAUGCCGGUGCUACACCAGUGGUUGUAUGAAGUGUACAAAAACUACAACAAUGUGCCUUUUCAUAAUUUUAAACACUGCUUUAUGGUCACACAGAUGAUGUAUGGUCUGACGUGGCUUAUUGACACUCCGUCUCUGCUAGAUGACCUUGACAUACUCAUACUCAUCACCUCCGCCAUCUGUCAUGACCUUGAUCAUCCGGGCUACAACAAUGCGUACCAGGUAAAUGCAAAAACGGAGCUAGCCCUGCGAUACAACGACAUAUCUCCACUCGAGAAUCAUCACUGUUCCGUAGCAUUUGAGAUCCUGGAAAAACAUAACUGCAAUAUCUUCCGCAAUCUUCCAAAGGAACAAUUCAGAAAGGUCCGCGAGGGCAUGAUCAGGUGUAUCCUCGGUACAGAUAUGGCAAAGCACAAUGAGAUACUCAUUAAUUUCAGGGCAAUAAAUAACACGACUAAGUUUGACUUCCAGAACAAGGAACACAAGUCGUUGCUCUUAAUGAUACUGAUAAAAGUAGCCGACAUUUCUAAUGAAUGUCGCCCCAUGGAUGUGGCCGAGCCCUGGCUAGAAUGCCUACUGCAGGAAUUCUUCAACCAGAGUGAUGUUGAAAAGCUUGAAGGCCUACCAGUCGCUCCAUUCAUGGAUAGAGAGAAAGUGAACAAGUCCUCUUCACAGAUAGGGUUCAUCAAGUACGCUCUGCUGCCUCUGUUUGAAUCUCUAGGGGAGUUAUUCCCUGUCAUAGAGGAGGAUAUUAUCAAGCCAGUACGGACUGCACUCGAUUACUACACAGAAAUGCACAGGGCAUUAGAGGAAGAGAAAAAGAAACGGGAAAGUGUUGGGGACAUGUCCAAACAGAACGGCAUCACACAGCCCAGUCAGAACAAGGUCUCGGCAUAACACUCCUCCCACAGUGACUCGUAGUGGACAAGUUAUCUCUUAGGGGUGUAACAUGCAGACUGACACCCCUUCUUUGUAUAAUGGUGCAAUCUCCCCUUUGUUUUGGUGGAUUCCAUUUUAGAAUAAAGGGAACAGAAAGAUUACUAUACGUGAUAUUCUUUUAUGAUACAAAAGCUGAUAACUUCAGAUUUAAAUAUGGAUCUGUCAAAGUAGCGGAGUCCAUAUUUGAUGUCUUCGAGGCUACUACGUAAGAAGAAAAACAUUGUUUAUGAUAAUUGAUGAUUAUGUGAUACGGACUUGUCUCAGGAACUGAGAUGUGCAAGAUUUUCGACGAGUUGUUGACCUCAGCUUUUCAAUCGUCCUUGGACAUGAAAGCCUGCUGUGACAAUUUUUCAAUUUCAUGUAAAAAAGAAUUGUCUUUUUUUACUUGCAUUUGAAUUCUUAGUGAUAUUCAUAGUAGCACAAUAUUUUCUUAUUUAUCUGUGAAUAAAACUUUUUGUAAAUGAUGUGAAAAUGUAUGGAGCUCCUCGUAGGCGGACACUUGUUUGGUUCGUGUACGGAACAGUGAUAAGAUAUGACAUAUUGUAUAUAUACUCAACUGUGGAUCUACCUGUUUCAGGAACUGUGGGAUAUAUGGCUUUUUAAUGUAAAAUCUUCAUUGAGCUAUUUUUAUAUUGGAAACUGACUCCAGUCAUGUUAGAUCUGUAGUUUCUUAUUGAAAUUUAUACUUUGUAUUUUAUUGAUAAAACCUAGUUGUUGGAAUGCCUCCAUUUGCCUUUAUAGACGGUAAGGAUAAUGAUGUCAUGCUUGGGAUUAGCAGUAUGUUACAGGUUAAAAAAACAGGGAAGAACACACAACUGAUUGACUGAUGUUUAUUUAUGGUGCUAGCAAAAUAUGCCUGGCCUUUGUAGUAGAGUAGAAAAAGUAAAAAAAAAAAAAAAAAACAGUAAAGAUAUCUAGAUAAACUUAAUAACAGUCUCAUUGCAUUGAACCUUCACAAAAUGCUUAAUAUAACACACAAAAACACAUUCUGAAAAUUUGAUGUGGAAGUCACACUUUCUGGACCAAUACUGAAUUUUGCCUCACCAACAUAUAAAGACGAGGGUUAUCUUCGGUGCCGAAUAGGGCUGUGACAAUAUAUUGGAAAACCGGUAUAUUGCAAUGCACAGGCAUAUCGUAUCACAAAACGAGAGAGGAAAUAUCGCUGUAUCACAAUAUUUUUUAUGUAUCUGCUUGGUAUUUUCACUUUGCAAGUUACUACACAUCCUAACAGAUAUGCCGAUAACCAUGAAACAGGCUAUUACUAGUGCGGGGAAUCGGUGUAAAUUUCAUAAUGGAUGGUUGUUUUGACAAAAAAUCUUAACUUUUUGUGAUCCAUAUUAUAUAUGAUUAAGUUUUUAUUCUGACAACCUUUUCUUUCUAAAUUGAGCACCUUUUUCUUAUGACCAUAUAUUAGGAUAUGCAUCACAAUAAAUUCAUUGAACAUGCUGUAUUGCAAUAUAUCAUCAAUCAUGACUAAAAGGGGAUAAAAUCUGUUAGGAAAGCUAGUGUUGGACAUUGCUCCGUUUUUAUAACAAGAAUUGAAUUUAUAUGUUCUGAGUUGUGUAGGAAGAUUUAGCCUUCUUUGCCAUAUAGGAUAAUGAAAUUGCUAUAAAAACUGUUGAUGAGGUCAGGCAUGUUUUACAAGCAUCGUUUAGAUAUUACGAGUCCUAUAAAGGUUAUGGGAGGUCGAUUCUGUGGACAAUCGUAUGUUGUUUAGUAGAAAAUGGAGGGAAAUGGAGUAUACCAACUUUGUUAUUGUAUUCUUGUUUAUGUAGAUAUUUUCACCCCGUCAGUUAUAGGGUAUAUAUAUACAUGUAUAUAUCUAUAAAAUGUGAGAUGGGAUUAGUUCCCAGUGGCUCGAUUUAGUAUUGAUAUGUGUGUUUUCAUGGCUGGUCCAAUGGUAACACACUGGCGUUCUCUGAAGUAGUCAAAAUCAUUCUAAAUGUGCUGUUUUCUUGCAGGUGUUAAUCAAAUGGUAAAGGAAUCUUACAGCAAGCAAAUUAUUGCUGUUCGUCAGCAUUUUUUGUCAGUUUUGUAAAAAAAAAAAAAGGACAAAUUUUUUAAACAA